AUGGUGGGAGGCAAAUCGAACUCAUGGAAAGUUCCAGAAUCCGGAGAGGAAACAACACUAAACAAUUGGUCAGAGAGAACAAGAUUCAAAAUUGGAGAUUCUCUCUUGUGGAAGUACAAUGCGGAGAAUGAUUCAGUGAUGCAAGUGAAGGCAAAAGAUUACGAGAGAUGCGACAGAUCAGAGCCUAUAAGAGGAUACAAAGAUGGUCACACAAAGAUUGAGCUAAAGAGAUCAGGUCCUUAUUACUUCAUAAGUGGUGAAGAAGGACAUUGUCAAAGAGGAGAGAAGCUUACUGUCGUCGUCUUGUCUCCAAAUCACAACAAAAGCGAUUCGGUGGCUCCUGUAAACGCUCAUGUAAGCGAUGCCGCUGGUCCUGUGAAAGCUUUGGUCACAAACAAGGGAAGUGAUCAUCGUCUGAACAGAGCAUGGAGUUUGGUUGCAACGGCUUGUUCCUUCUUCUUGGUCCAUUUGGCCUUUUGGUUUAGUCUUUGUUACUUUUUUUAG
This is a messenger RNA of Arabis nemorensis, 504 nucleotides long. The record is from the annotation of a GenBank genome assembly. NCBI's taxonomy places the organism in Eukaryota, Viridiplantae, Streptophyta, Magnoliopsida, Brassicales, Brassicaceae.